GUUGAACCAUUAAACAAAUUCACUGUCCCGUAGGAUUUACAGGGAUUUUGAUCAGGUUGGAUUUCAGGUGUCGACUCCACAGUGGCAGUUAUGUUGAAUGAAGCCCUGUCGUAUUUUCUCUAUUUAUACGGUUUGUUGUAUCAGGCCGCUGCUCCCUGCUCAGCCCCCGAGCUGCUGCCGGCCAACGCUGUCAACCGUGAGCAGUAUCUUGGGAAAUGGUUCUUUAUAGCAGCAGUCAGUCGAAAAGAAGCUGACAUCCAGAAGUUCAAAGCACUGGACAACAUUUUGUUCACCAUGGAGGAGCCGGCCAAUGACACACUGCUGCUGAGCGGACGUAUGCGCAUGGGGGACAACUGCAUCAAUCAGACCUGGACCUAUCAUCUGCAUCCUGAUCGGGUCGAUUUGAAACUGGAGGGAAGGCCGCAGCGGAGGAGCCUGCUCUGGAGCGGCAAGUGGGCCAACUGUGCCGACUGCAUCAUUUUCCAGGAAUCAGAGCCACCGCUACAGGAAACAGACACAGAGGACUCCCUCUGCAGAUUCAUGCUUUAUGCUCGGCAAAAUUAUGUGGAGCCUGAAGUGGUGAAGACAUUUCUGAAAAAUUCAGCUUGUCAUGACCAGUUGGCGAAUGUCAUACUACCUCAAACAAAAGAGUUUUGCACCUAAAUAUUAACACUGAGGGACGAAUCAUCAUGUUAAUGAUCCUUCAUACCUUACAUGCCUUCCUCGGGAAUCACAGAAAUUACAACCCAGUCUCUUUAAUCUCUCACAGGAUGUUGCUAUGGCCUCGGACAACCAGGAUAUUAAUACGUUUAUUUCUUGUUAAAUAAAUGCAAUAAAUAAAGUAAAAAUACAGAAUACAGACAUUCUUCCCCCUCUA
This is a messenger RNA of Platichthys flesus (European flounder), 877 nucleotides long. It is a transcript of the gene apom, whose product is annotated as apolipoprotein M. Lineage: Eukaryota; Metazoa; Chordata; Actinopteri; Pleuronectiformes; Pleuronectidae. The transcript has 6 exons. Gene Ontology annotation, cellular component: low-density lipoprotein particle; very-low-density lipoprotein particle; high-density lipoprotein particle. The record is from RefSeq and is a predicted model, not a curated record. Gene Ontology annotation, biological process: cholesterol efflux; high-density lipoprotein particle assembly; high-density lipoprotein particle clearance. Gene Ontology annotation, molecular function: phospholipid binding; lipid carrier activity. Bases 91 to 663 code for a protein of 190 amino acids.